This is a messenger RNA of Solanum verrucosum, 429 nucleotides long. RefSeq lists its product as uncharacterized. Gene Ontology annotation, molecular function: nucleic acid binding. Gene Ontology annotation, biological process: DNA integration. NCBI's taxonomy places the organism in Eukaryota, Viridiplantae, Streptophyta, Magnoliopsida, Solanales, Solanaceae. The transcript has a single exon. The record is from RefSeq and is a predicted model, not a curated record. Bases 1 to 429 code for a protein of 142 amino acids.
AUGCCAUAUCAUCCUCAAACGAGUGGCCAAGUCGAGGUUUCAAAUUGGGAGAUUAAGAGUAUCUUGGCUAAGACCAUGAAUGCAAAUAUGACUAAUUGGUCUAAAAAUCUAGAUGAUGUUGUUUUGGCAUAUUGCACUUCUUACAAGACACCAAUUGGCAUGUCCCCAUAUCGGCUGGUUUUUGGGAAAUCUUGUCACAUAUCGAUUGAAAUAGAACACAAAGCACCAUCGGUAUUCAAGGCAUUAAAUCUGGAUUGCGUAAAUGCCUCGAAAGAAAGAGUAGAUCAGCUGAACGAAAUGGAUAAAUUCAGGUUUAAGGCAUAUGAAAGUUCAGCUCCCUACAAGGAAAAAAUGAAGAAAUGGCAUGACUCUAAAAUCCUUAGGAGUGAAUUUAGAGUUGGAGACUUUGUGUUUCUAUCCAACUCUUGA